CUAGCUUUCCUCCUCUCCUGUACCUGACGUUUUCCCGCGUUUCAAGGGGUCACGUGUCUAGUUGAUAGUGAGCAAUAGACCUCGCCGCUUUCUUUGGCAUCGCGCCUAUCAGGGUCACGUGACCAGUGUGUGUGACGUAGAGAGGAUCCUGGACUGGAGGAAUGAAGAGUACAGGACUCGCAGAUAAGGUCUUCUUUGUAAGAUGAUGGUCAUUUCCACCAAUGACCCACCAAGGAUGGAGAAGGACAGAAACCAUGUGGCUACAACAAUAUUAGACCUCACCCUUGAGAUCUUCUCCUUGAUAACGGGAGAGGAUUACACAGUAGUGAAGAAGUCGUCUGCUAAGUGUGUGAGACCUCGUACGUCAAGAGGACGGAGCAGGACCCAGAGCCCCAUCACCGAGCCUCCACCUCAUUCACUGAUACAUGAGCAGAAGAUCCUAGAACUUACCAACAGGAUCACUGACCUGCUGAGCGGAGAGGUUCCUGUAAGGUGUCAGGAUGUUGCUGUCUAUUUCUCUAUGGAGGAGUGGGAGUAUUUAAAAGGGGAGAAGGACAAAAACCACAUGGCUACAAGGAUAUUAGACCUCACCCGAGCGAUCAUCUCCUUGAUAACGGGAGAGGAUUACACAGUAGUGAAGAAGUCGUCUGCUAAGUGUGUGAGACCUCGUGCGUCAAGAGGACGGAAAAAGACCCAGAGCCCCAUCACCGAGCCUCCACCUCAUUCACUGAUACAUGAGCAGAAGAUCCUAGAACUUACCAACAGGAUCACUGACCUGCUGAGCGGAGAGGUUCCUAUAAGGUGUCAGGAUGUCGCUGUCUAUUUCUCCAUGGAGGAGUGGGAGUAUUUAGAAGGACACAAGGAUAUGUACAAAGACCUCAUGAUGGAGAAUCACCAGCCCCUCACAUCACCAGAUGAAUCCAGUCAGAGAAAUCCACCCGAGAGAUGUCCAGAGGAAGAGCAAAAUAACUCACUGGAUCAUCAGGACAUCACGAUGGAGAAUCAUCAGUCCCUAACAUCACCAGAUCGUUCCAGUCAGAAAAAUGCACCCGAGAGAUGUCCUAGUCCUCUAUGUCCCCAGGACUCUCCAGAGGAAGAGCAGAAUGUCCCACUAGAUCAUCAGGACAUCAUGAUGGAAAAUCAUCAGCCCCUCACAUCACCAGAUGGAUCCAGUCAGAGAAAUUCACAAGACAGAUGUCCAGAGGAAGAGCAUGAUAACUCGCUGAAUCAUCAGUCCCUAACAUCAUCGGAUGGAUCCAGUCAGAGAAAUCCACCCGAGAGAUGUUCCAGUCCUCUGCAUUCCCCAGACUGUCCAGAAGAAGAGCAGAAUAACUUACUGGAUCAUCAGGACAUCAUGAUGGAAAAUCAUCAGACCCUCACAUCACCGGAUGGAUCCAGUCAGAGAAAUCCAACAGAGAGAUGUCCAGAGGAAGAGCAAAAUAACUCACUGGAUCAUCAGGACAUCACGAUGGAGAAUCAUCAGUCCCUAACAUCACCAGAUCGUUCCAGUCAGAAAAAUCCACCCGAGAGAUGUCCUAGUCCUCUAUGUCCCCAGGACUGUUCAGAGGAAGAGCAGAAUGUCCCACUAGAUCAUCAGGACAUCAUGAUGGAAAAUCACCAGCCCCUCACAUCACCAGAUGGAUCCAGUCAGAGAAAUUCACCAGACAGAUGUUCUAGUCCUCUAUGUCCCCAGGACUGUCCAGAUGAAGAGCAGGAUAACUCGCUGGAUCAUCAGGACAUCACGAUGGAGAAUCAUCAGUCCCUAACAUCACCGGAUGGAUCCAGUCAGAGAAGAUAUCCCAGUCGUCUAUAUUCCCAGGACUGUCCAGGGGAGAAGCAGAAUGUCCCACCGGGUCAUCCGUUAAAAAUGGCCUCUAAAGGAGACUUCACCCGUCUCGUCUGCAAGUUCUGUCGGAGACUGCAGGGAAAACUGUCGGUGCACCUGCGCAGGGUUUGCCUAAAAACAGCAAGCGAAGCAGAGAUCAGUCAAUGUGUGACGGAAGCGAAGAAAAACCUCCAUAAAAUAAAGGCUUCUUUCAGCAUUGUUUCAUAUGAAGAGCUGAAUUUUCAGAAAAGCAGCUUUUCGGAUCCGCAGUUGUUCUUUGCAGAUUUCUUGCAGAGACGUGGCUCCCUUAUUGUAGAUAGACCAGCUGACAGGCGAUCUUCUGAUGAAGAGGAUGGAUCAGAAAGUGAAGACAUCGAAGCCACUCGGUCCAGCUCUCCUGUAUCGCUGCGGAGGACGCUGGCUGAGGCUGGCAUCUACAGAAAACAUGACCUGGGAUGUCCAUUGCUGGAAAGCUUUAAGCACUACCUGAAGCUUCACUACACCCUGCCGACCAUCAAGCAGAUAAUGGAAAACGUGGCCAGAUAUCUCUACUUCGUUAACCCUCAUGAGAUCACUUUAGAAUUUAUUAGCCACCCGGAGAAAACCAAAGCGUUCAUCCAAACCUUCUUUGAUUCGAAAACAUCAGAGGGAACGGUGAAACUCUAUGUUUCACACAUUGGCCUUUUUGUUAAGUUUGUCCUCUCAGAACAAUUCCCCAAUGCCAUAGAGGAGAUAACAAAGCAGGACGCCAAGAUCUUUCUGGCUAGGCUUAAAAAAAUGACUGGGGAGACUAACCCAAAGAGAAGGAAAAAGAAAAAGCAAAAGAAGGGGGUUUUGCUUCCCCCCAAGGAUUGUCGUAAGGUGCUAACAGUGGCAAAACCCCAUGUGCUAAAAAUCUUCAAACGGGCUGAUUCAGGUGUACUACUGGAUGACGGAGAAAAAGUGCUUGCAGGUCUUUACCUUGGGGCCUUGCUCAGCUUAAAGCACCUCUGUAAGCCAGCUGUUGUCCAAAACCUGACGGUAAAAGAAUGGCUUCAGAGAAAGAACUGCAACCAGUUUGAAGACACAACAGUGACAAUUAUAACAAUGCCAAAAACCAUCAUUGUGCUACCACAAGAGGAAGAGCUACUUUUCAGCAUUUACUUCAGAUGCAUCAGGCACACAAUGCUGGAUAAGGCUUCAAAUGAAGUUCUGCAAUUUUUUGUAUCGACCAAAGGAAAACCUAUAAAGAAUCCCAGCAAGAACCUUCAGAGGCUCCAAGUAAAGUUUCAGCUGCCCUCAGUCUCAAUGCAACAGGCUGAAGAUUCUACCAAGAGGUGGGCACGUCUGAAUCUCCCCGAGGAACGUAGAGAUGUCCUCAAUUCCUACAUAGACUUUGGCGAACAGAAAGAGGAGGUCAACAAAACAAAGUUAAUCGAGGCCAUGUUCAUUUUACACCGCUUGGAUGAUGACAAUCAAAGCGAGACCUCGAGAAAGAGGAAGAGGACAGAAGAUGAAUCCGAGGAAGGUAGUGAUGCUGAAGAUCUGGUUGCCGUGAAGGAGAAGUGCUUUAAGAGGUUAAUUGAGAGGCACCCCGUUAUACCUCAAAAGCACCUUCCGUCUCUAGACACCUGUAAACAGGUCAGCGAGCGCUAUGCUCAGUACUGCCAAGAUAAAUGGAGGCGCAUGCAGUGCAAGAUUCGUAUAGAGGAUGUCAUCAAACACUUCAGGAAGUGUCCAAAUAAGAAACAGGUUUUGGCCUACGUGAAGCAACAGGGUUGGACCUCCAAUAUUCCAAAAACCAGUGAUGUUCUGGAGGCUUGGAGACCCCACAAAACCCGACGGAAGGAAGAAAACUUGCAAAACUUUGAAAGCAAGGUGGAGUCUCAAGAAUGGACAGGGCUUGCCAUGGUUGAAGAAGAAACUAAAGGCGGCUAUUCAAUAAAGACAACUCAAGCCUUCAAAAAAGGAGAUGUUGUAUGUGAUUAUCACGGGGUCCUAAUGGACGUACAAAAAACACUAAAGGAUGACGAGGGCUGUCUCUUCUUUAGUGUUAAAGGGAAGAAAAUGUGCCUAAAUGCCACAAAGGCUCCUUGUGGCUGCCACCCACACAUGCCUUCCACGUUUGGAAGACUUGUGAAACAUUCAUGCAAAAAAGACAAUUUGAAGGCUGUGCUGAAGUAUGUGCAGGAUGGGAAAGUGCCAGUCAUACUUUUCGAGGCUGUGAAAGACUUAACUCCUGGUACAGAACUUUUUUUCAAUUAUAGAAUGUAACUCGUAGGGAGAUGGAGGUGAUCUGGACUGGCCCAACACCUGAGAAGUGCAAUAUGCAUACUAUUUCAUGUAUAUAGUUAUACUGAUCGGUUAUAUAACCACAUGAUUGUUGCUGCUGUUUUUGGAAAUGUUCUGUUUUUGGAAAUGUUCUGUUUUUGGAAAUGUUCUGUUUUUGGAAAUGUUCUGUUUUUGGAAAUGUUCUGUUUUUGGAAAUGUUCUGUUUUUGGAAAUGUUCUGUUUUUGGAAAUGUUCUGUUUUUGGAAAUGUUCUGUUUUUGGAAAUGUUCUGUUCAUUAUAGCUAGCUCUCUGAAUUCCCUGAGGGUUGGCUAGUAAUCACCACCUGAGGUGACCAACUAAUUCUUUGGUGAACAUCAUCUCUUGCUGAAAUCGAGCAAAAAGGGGGCAGGGCUGUGGGACUUAACUUAGGCUGAAACAAGAGCAUCACCGACCCAGAGUUUUCUGCUCGCACUUUCAAUUCCCAUAUGGUUCCCGAGAGUAGUAAUCACCACCGUAAGUGAACGACUAGCCACUUCUCAGGUCAACAUCAGAUUAAUUCAGACAGCAGAGAAAAAAUGCUUUUAGCACCAUUUUGUGCUCACUAUUGAGAAUAAGCAAUAGUCUAUAAGUUGACUAGAGCAGAGAACGGCUUGCAGCCAUGUUGACUGUGGUUAUUUUCUGUGGCUGUUAACCCUUAGGAUACCGGAGUUUUUUUUCAAUUUACAUAUCCAUAUAAAGUUAUGUUUUUUGCGGGACAUAUAUGUAUACGUUUUUUAUGUCCAAAUACUGUAAAAAUAAAUUAAAACGUAAAAAAAAAUAUAUAUAUUUUUUUUAAUAUGACCAUAUUCUGACCCCCAUAACUUUUUUUACAGUUAUUUCUACUGCGCUCUGUGGGGGGCUCAU
This is a messenger RNA of Bufo gargarizans (Asiatic toad), 4978 nucleotides long. RefSeq lists its product as uncharacterized. NCBI's taxonomy places the organism in Eukaryota, Metazoa, Chordata, Amphibia, Anura, Bufonidae. The coding region runs from base 203 to 4078 and encodes 1291 amino acids. Gene Ontology annotation, molecular function: protein binding. The record is from RefSeq and is a predicted model, not a curated record. Gene Ontology annotation, biological process: regulation of DNA-templated transcription. The transcript is spliced from 24 exons.